AUGGUGGCAGAGCGUGAUGUUGAUAGUGGUGGGUGGGGUGGUUGUGGUAAUGGUAAUGAGUGGGGUGGUGGUGGUGGGUAUUGUUCGGUAGUGGUGACGGGUUGUGGGGGUGGUUGUUGGUGGUGGUGGUGGAUGGUGGGGGUGAGGGUGGCACGUGGUAGGCGUGGUGGUGGCGGGUUGGUGAUGGGGAGUAUCGUGAUGGUGGUGGUAGUGGCGGGUGGUGGUGAUAGUGAUGGUCGUGGGGUGGUGGAAGUAGAUGGUGGUUGGUGGGUAGUGGGUAGUGGUGAUGGUAAUGGGUGA
Lactuca sativa (garden lettuce) is the source of this 300-nucleotide messenger RNA. Lineage: Eukaryota; Viridiplantae; Streptophyta; Magnoliopsida; Asterales; Asteraceae. The record is from RefSeq and is a predicted model, not a curated record.